AUGAGUCAAAAAUCAUUUUGGGAACAAAUGAAAGGGUUUCCCACUUUUCAAUUAACUUUAUUAUGUUUAUUAAGAUUAGGUGAACCAUUAGUAUUCACUUCGAUAUUUUCAUAUAUAUUUUUUAUGAUUCAAGAUUUUGGAGUUGCUAAAAACACAGCAGAAAUAUCAACUUAUGCUGGUUAUUUAUCAUCAACUUUUGCAAUUUUCCAAUUUUUAUGUUGUGUUCAACAUGCUCAAGCUUCUAAUAGAUUUGGUAGAAAACCUAUAUUGUUGUUUGGGGUGUUUGGUACUGCUAUAUCCAGUAUCAUAUUUGGGUUUAGUCAAAGUUUUACUAUGGCAAUGGUUGCUAGAUCAUUAAUGGGAGCAUUAAAUGGUAAUAUUUCAGUAUUAAGAGUAGCUGUUGGUGAAAUUGCAACUGAAAAAAAGCAUCAAAAUAUUGCGUUUUCAGUAUUGGCAACUACUUGGAAUGUUGGUGCUGUAAUUGGACCCUUAAUUGGAUCUUUUCAUUUAUUCACAAGACCUAAAGUUAGAGUUGAAAAUUAUAAUGAAUUUGUUGACAAAUAUCCUUAUGCAAUGUCAAAUAUUGUUUUAGCUGGAUAUUUAAUUUUUAGUAUGAUUUUGGGAUUUUUGUUUUUGGAAGAACCUUCAAAGGAAUUCAAAGGAAGAAAAGAUUAUGGAUUGGAAACUGGAAAUUGGAUCUUGGAGAAAUUAGGAAUUAAGAAAACUAAAAUUAAAGAAGCAGAAGAAGAAUACCAAGAAGAAGGAGAGAGAGAAGUAUUAUUACCAGCUGAGGAAGUUUACAAUUCAUUAGAAGACGACGAAGAAGAAGUUAUUGAUAGUACUUUAGUUUCUGGAAGGUAUGGACAAGCAGCAAGAAGAAGAUAUUCAUCAGAACAAUUAGGACCAGUUGUUUCUAAUAAUCAAUUAACUACAAAUGUACAACAAUCUUAUUUUAGUAGAGAGGUCUGGACUGGACCUGUCAUACAAUCAGUAUUAUCUAAUUUUUUAUUAUGCUUUCAUUCAGUUUUGUAUUCUGAAUUUUUACCAGUUUUGUUGGCAAGUCAGUUGGUAAGAUUAGAAUGGCCCUUCACAAUCGCGGGUGGUUAUGGUUGGUCCACUGAAGAUAUUGGUAAAUUAUUGUCUACUACUGGUAUAGUAGGUACAUCAUCUGUUGUUUUAUUAUUUCCAUUUUUAGAUCACCACCUCCGAACAAUUACAAUAUUAAGAAUGUCAUUCGUUUUGAUCCCAUUUGCAUAUGCUUCAAUUCCAUAUUUCUUGUUUUUCAAACAAGACUACGAUCCUUCAAAUCCAUCGUGGUUAUCAACAUUUUCCAUUUAUCUGGUUGCAUUACUUUUAUCAACAGUUGUUUCAAUAAGUUUUUGUGUUUCAAUGAUAAUGGUUCAUAGAUCAUCAGCUGUUCCAUCUCAUAGAGCUUUUAUUAACGGUGCAGGUAUAAGUUUAAAUUCUUUAGCUCGUGGUAUAAGUCCUAUUUUAUUUGGUCACUUUAUGACAUGGUGUAAUGAAAAUGAUGUUGGAGGUAUACCUUGGCUUGUAUUAGGUAUCAUGGCGUUAAUAUGUUUAAUUCAAUCAUUUUUCAUGGAUGAAUAUGAUGAAAUAUAG
Molecule: messenger RNA, 1620 nt
Organism: Lodderomyces jiufengensis
Lineage: Eukaryota; Fungi; Ascomycota; Pichiomycetes; Serinales; Debaryomycetaceae
Exons: 1
Coding region: 1-1620 (539 amino acids)
Biological process (GO): transmembrane transport
Molecular function (GO): transmembrane transporter activity
Source: RefSeq, a predicted model, not a curated record